Engraulis encrasicolus (European anchovy) is the source of this 1905-nucleotide messenger RNA. RefSeq names its product ankyrin repeat domain 34Bb (gene ankrd34bb). Lineage: Eukaryota; Metazoa; Chordata; Actinopteri; Clupeiformes; Engraulidae. Bases 1 to 1905 code for a protein of 634 amino acids. Gene Ontology annotation, molecular function: protein binding. The transcript has 9 exons. The record is from RefSeq and is a predicted model, not a curated record.
AUGGACGACUCCCCUCCUGAGGUGCCGGUGUGCACAGACGGGAACUCGUUACUGAAGGCCGUCUACCUGAGCCGCCUGCGACUAACGAGGCUGCUGCUGGAGGGCGGGGCCUACAUUAACGAGAGUAACGAGCGAGGGGAGACACCCCUCAUGGUGGCCUGUCGUACCCACCAUGCGGACACGCAGAGCGUUCCCAAACCCAAGAUGGUCAAGUACCUACUGGAGAGUGGGGCUGACCCCAACAUCCAAGACAAGACCGGGAAGACAGCCCUGAUGCACGCCUGCACAGAGCGGGCAGGAGUGGAGGUACUGUCCCUGCUGCUCUCCAGCGGUGCGGACCCCAGCUUGGAGGACCGCUCCGGCUCAUCCGCACUGGUUCACGCCGUCCACUCCGGCGACAAGGACGCGCUAAGGGUGCUCCUGGACGCCUGCAAAGCCAAGGGCAAGGAGGUCAUCAUCAUCACCACAGACAAGCUGCCGUCCGGACGACAGAUGACCAAACAGUACCUGAACGUCCCGCCGCCACCCGACCUGGAUGAGCGCCUGCACUGUACCCCUCCUGGGGGCGCUGGUGCCGGCGGGGCCUGUUGCAUGUCACCCUCGGAGAUCCAGCUGUGCACCCCUCCACACCAUGCAGGGAACAGCAGUGGCUGUAGCUCUAUACAGAGAGGGGAGCUCUCCCAGGGCCAUGUGUCCUCCACUGCCACUGCCAACUCCAUGCAGGCCCCAGCAGGAGGACCAUCCAGGCUUCUUCACCUGCAGAGGCUCCACUCAGAGCCGUGGCUGAAGAUCCCUCCAGCCCUGCUGCUGCUUCAGCAGAACAAAGGUGGUGGCGGCGCCUCCUCCUCCCUGACUGAAGAGGAGCUGCAGGACAUCACUCCUGAGGAGGAGCUCACCUUCAGGCUCAAUGGCCGCUUCUCCUCCAGGAGGACGCUCGCCACCUCCCGCCACCACAGCAUCGACGUCAAGGACGCCACCGGCCUGCUGCGCGCCCUGGAGGAGGCCAGCAAGGGGGAGCAGGAGCAGGGAGGAGCAAGGGCCUUACUGAGCCGGAAAAUGUCCUACGACAGCGCGUCACCGUCUCUACUGCAGUGUUUCUCAUCGCACCAUAACCUCAGCGUCAGGAGCGCAGCGGACAGAGUAGUACCAGAGAGCCUCCCGAACCUGGCCGUGUCCAGUCUGCGGAACAUCGUCCGUCGGCGGAAUAUCGGAAUGGACCACUACAGCUCGGACUCCCAGCUGCCCCAGUUCGACAGACGGAGCAACACAGAUGAGGAACAGGCACGAUCAGGGGUCUCAUCAUCAUCAUCAUCAUCAUCAUCUGGGCCGGAGAAGCACAGGACGCUGGUCUCCAGCCGCUCCUCCACGCUGCCGUGUGGCUCCAGGGAGUCGCUGCAGCUGGAGGCUCUGCCGCCCCAGCGGAGGGGCCACUCGUCGGGCAUGCUGGAGCGCCGGGGGUCCGGGGCUCUACUCCUGGACCACAUCGCCCAGACCAGGCCCGGGUACCUGCCACCCCUCAACCCGCACGCGCCCAUACCCGACAUCAAGGUCAUCACUGUUACAGUCAACCCCACCACUAUCACCACUGCUGUCGCUGCUGCAUCAGCCCACAGCAGCACCGCUGCACCAGCAGCGGCUAACACAUCAGGACCAGGGGCCCUCAGUGGAUCAUGCAAACUCCUGGGCACUGCAGCUGCUGCUGCUAACACCGGCACUGGUGGGGUCACGGUUCACCCAGCGGAAGCACCACCACCACCACCGACACUUGCGUCCAGGCCAUUCCUGCCGUUCGCCCCGAAUCUGCCCCGCGACGAGAAGGCCAAGCGGGCACUACUGAGGCGGCACUCCAUGCAGACGGAGCAGAUCAAGCAGCUGGCCAACUUUGAGGAGAUCUUUGGCCAGUGA